This is a messenger RNA of Theobroma cacao (cacao), 2155 nucleotides long. Its product is annotated as pyruvate decarboxylase 2. Gene Ontology annotation, molecular function: magnesium ion binding; thiamine pyrophosphate binding; pyruvate decarboxylase activity. The record is from RefSeq and is a predicted model, not a curated record. Lineage: Eukaryota; Viridiplantae; Streptophyta; Magnoliopsida; Malvales; Malvaceae. Gene Ontology annotation, cellular component: cytosol.
UUCCACUUCCACAUAGAAACAAAUUUUCCAAUUCCAUUGAAAAAGAAAUCAUCAAGCUUUUUCUGACUUUCUCUCUACAUUUACCUCCGCUAGCUUUGUUCUUGAUCGCCAAAGCGGUGAAAAAUUUGUUCUUUAGAAUGGAUACUAAGAUUGGUUCACUCGAUGUGUGUAAACCGAGUUCCACCGACGUUGGGAGUCCACCCAACGGCACUGUUGCUACCAUUCAGGGCUCCGUGUCCCCCACCGUCAUCAACUCCUGUGAAGCCACUCUGGGUCGCCACUUGGCUAGACGGCUCGUUCAGGUUGGUGUGACCGAUGUUUUCUCUGUUCCGGGGGAUUUUAACUUGACUCUGCUUGACCAUUUGAUAGCUGAGCCGGAGCUUAACCUGAUCGGCUGCUGUAAUGAACUUAACGCUGGAUACGCCGCUGAUGGUUAUGCCAGGUCACGUGGCGUUGGUGCUUGCGUUGUGACGUUUACCGUCGGUGGGCUCAGCGUUUUGAACGCGAUCGCUGGUGCUUAUAGUGAGAAUCUGCCUCUUAUUUGCAUUGUGGGCGGACCGAACUCCAAUGAUUAUGGAACUAACAGGGUUCUUCAUCACACUAUUGGGUUACCUGAUUUUAGCCAAGAGCUUAGAUGUUUCCAGACUGUUACUUGCUAUCAGGCUGUUGUGAAUAACUUGGAGGAUGCUCAUGAAUUGAUCGAUACUGCAGUUUCAACUGCUUUGAAAGAAAGCAAGCCUGUUUAUAUCAGCAUCAGCUGCAACUUGGCUGCAAUUCCUCACCCUACUUUUAGCAGCGAGCCUGUUCCGUUCUCACUCUCUCCAAAAUUGAGUAAUAAGAUGGGUUUAGAGGCGGCCGUAGAGGCAACAGCAGAGUUCUUGAACAAGGCGGUGAAACCUGUUUUAGUAGGUGGACCAAAGCUGCGUGUUGCGAAGGCAUGCGAGGCCUUUGUUGAGUUGGCUGAUGCUAGCGGUUAUGCUUUGGCGGUGAUGCCAUCAGCUAAAGGACUGAUCCCUGAGCAACAUCCUCAUUUCAUUGGGACUUAUUGGGGUGCUGUUAGCACUGCUUUUUGUGCUGAGAUCGUUGAAUCUGCUGAUGCUUACUUGUUUGCUGGACCGAUUUUCAAUGACUAUAGCUCUGUUGGCUACUCUCUGCUUCUUAAGAAAGAGAAGGCAAUUAUUGUGCAGCCUGAUCGGGUGGUGAUUGCUAAUGGGCCUGCGUUUGGAUGUGUUUUGAUGAAAGAUUUCCUUAGAGCUCUUGCCAAGAGGGUCAAGCACAAUAAUACUGCUUAUGAGAAUUACCACAGGAUUUUUGUUCCUGAGGGGCAUCCUUUGAAGGCAUCACCUAGAGAGCCCUUGAGGGUUAAUGUUCUGUUUCAACAUAUACAGAAUUUGCUCUCUAGUGAUACUGCAGUGAUUGCUGAAACAGGAGAUUCUUGGUUUAACUGCCAGAAACUGAAGUUGCCUAGGGGAUGUGGGUAUGAAUUCCAAAUGCAGUAUGGAUCGAUUGGGUGGUCAGUUGGUGCCACUCUUGGGUAUGCACAGGCUGUUCCAGAGAAACGUGUCAUUGCUUGCAUUGGCGAUGGUAGUUUCCAGGUUACCGCACAAGAUGUAUCAACAAUGCUGCGAUGUGGACAAAAUACCAUAAUCUUCCUGAUAAACAAUGGUGGAUACACCAUUGAAGUUGAGAUUCAUGAUGGACCAUACAAUGUGAUCAAGAACUGGAACUACACCGCCUUGGUCGAUGCAAUUCACAAUGGUGAAGGCAACUGCUGGACAACCAAGGUCUUUUGCGAGGAAGAGCUCAUUGAAGCUAUUGAGAUGGCAACAGGAGCCAAGAAGGACUGCUUAUGUUUCAUUGAGGUGAUAGUUCACAAGGAUGAUACUAGCAAAGAACUGUUGGAAUGGGGCUCCAGGGUCUCCGCUGCUAACAGCCGUCCCCCAAAUCCUCAGUGAACUCUUGGAUGCUGGAUGUUAUUUGCUUCAAACCCUUUUUAAAGUACAUAAGAAUUACUAGCACAAGUUCAUGGAUGCAGAGUUAAAUCUAUCUUUUUCAACAAUUUGUUUUGAUCUGUGGAGUGCUUGCGGAUAUUUUAUGUACAUUCACUUUGGAUUUCGUUUCUAAGUAAUGAAUGUUUUGGUUUCAUUUCUCGUGA